GCGUAGACCAAGUAGAUACAAGACUUUUUCCUAAUUCAAAGUUACUGAGUAGUAUAUAUAUUUAUGCUACAUAAUUACAUAUUAUUAUAUAAACCUUAUCUAAUUUAAGUUUAUAGUUUAUAGAAGUUAAUAAGUUACUACUGCUUUUGUACUAAUUUAAGACACCAUAUAAACCGUUUUCAACCACCAUUUAUUCUAGAGCAAAACAUUUCUAAAGCUUAAACAAGAAAAUCUAAAGGAUGAAGAUAUCCAUUCUCUAUCUUUUGAUAUUUUUAGCAAGUUUUCAUGUUUUAUAUUUAUUUUGCUCUAUUGAGGCUAGAAAGAGUAGUGUUCUAAGUCGUAAUAAACACCAAAAGCACAAACAUAACAAAGGUAAAGGUAAAUCAGGUUAUCAUUGUCCAACUCCAGCGGAUGAACCCUUAGUUCCUCCUCAUACUUACCCAAAAAUAUCAAAUGUCCUCUCCUUUGGGGCCAAAGGUGAUGGAGCUACCGAUGAUUCGGAGGCAUUGUUAGAAGCAUGGAAAGCUGCAUGCAAAGUAGAAGGUGCAACAGUGGAAAUCCCUUCAGGUUAUAAGUUCUUAAUUAAACCUAUAACCCUCCAAGGUCCUUGUCUGCCACAACUUGUUCUUCAGAUAGAUGGAACAGUAUUGGCUCCUUCAAAAUUAAGUUGUUGGCCUAAAUCUGGUUUGUUUCAAUGGAUAAAUUUCAAAUGGGUGCAAAACUUCACCAUUCAAGGCAGUGGAGUUGUUGAUGGCCAAGGUUCUGAGUGGUGGAUUUCUUCCCAGCCUACUACAUAUAAGAAGACAUAUCGUCAACAUGUACAAGUUCCAAGCAUGAAACCAACAGCAAUAAGAUUCUACUCCAGCAACAGCAUAACAGUUCGUGAUAUAAGUAUAAGAAGUAGUCCUCUUGUUCAUCUGAAAUUUGAUGAUUCAGUAGGAGUUCAAGUGCAUAACAUAACCAUUUCAUCUCCAGAAGAUAGUCCUAACACUGAUGGAAUUCAUCUUCAAAACAGUCGAGAUGUUCAAAUUCAUCAUUCCACCAUUGGUUGUGGAGAUGACUGUGUAUCCAUUCAAACUGGCUGCUCCAACAUUCAUGUACACCAUGUAAAUUGCGGUCCUGGUCAUGGUAUAAGUUUGGGAGGGUUAGGAAAGGAUCGAAGCAUCGCUUGUGUUUCAGAUAUUGUUGUAGAGGAUAUCAUCAUGCAAAAUACUUUAUUUGGAGCUAGGAUCAAAACAUGGCCGGGUGGUAUUGGAUCAGUGAAAAACAUAACAUUUUCCAACAUACAAGUGAGUGAUGUUAAAGUUCCAAUAGUAAUUGACCAAUACUACUGUGCAAACAAUUUUCAUUGCAAGAAUGAGACAGGGGCAGUAGCAAUUUCUAACGUGCAGUACAGUAAUAUAUUAGGAACUUAUUCUGCUCAACCUAUUCAUCUUGCUUGUAGCAAUGAUAUUCCUUGCCAUGGUGUUGAUCUUAUUAACAUUCAAAUGAAGCCCUCGCCUUCAAAUCGAGGCCUUCAACAAGCUUUGUGUAGUAACUCCUAUGGAAGAAUUGAAGCUCCUUUGGUUCCUCAAAGCAUAGAUUAUUGUUUAAGGGAGAGUAAUAGACAAGUUCCUAGAUUGCAAAGGUCUCAUGAGAAAGUUUGCCAACGAGGCUAUUGAAGUUUUAGGGUUGUUUUAGUUUCUUGUUUUUAAAGUUUAGAUUUGUUUUCUAUAGUUAUUGUAAAUGUUGAUAGUUUGCAUAACAGCCAGAAACUUAUAAGCCGAAGGUUGUUGUUUUAUUAUAUGCUAGGUACUCUAUUAUGCUCAUCCUUUUGUUUUUCCUUAGGGUGUGCUCAUCUUGAUCGAAAGAGCAUUGUAUAUGGAGUAAUAAUUUGGCUCGUGUGUACCAUCCAACUUAAGUGUUUUCUAUUUUCUUUUAUGGAUUAUCAAAUUUGAUAAUAUAGGCAUGACUUAUAUGACUUAAGUAUGUUUGAUAAGAAUU
Amaranthus tricolor (Joseph's coat) is the source of this 1983-nucleotide messenger RNA. RefSeq names its product polygalacturonase At1g48100. Lineage: Eukaryota; Viridiplantae; Streptophyta; Magnoliopsida; Caryophyllales; Amaranthaceae. Gene Ontology annotation, molecular function: polygalacturonase activity. The transcript has 8 exons. The record is from RefSeq and is a predicted model, not a curated record. The coding region runs from base 240 to 1661 and encodes 473 amino acids. Gene Ontology annotation, biological process: carbohydrate metabolic process.